Messenger RNA from Aspergillus fijiensis CBS 313.89, 1395 nucleotides. Its product is annotated as F-box protein. The coding region runs from base 17 to 955 and encodes 312 amino acids. Lineage: Eukaryota; Fungi; Ascomycota; Eurotiomycetes; Eurotiales; Aspergillaceae. The record is from RefSeq and is a predicted model, not a curated record. The transcript has 2 exons. Gene Ontology annotation, molecular function: protein binding.
GCAACAUCCACAGCCGAUGUGGAACACACUACCGCUGGAGAUCGUUCGCAUGAUCUUCCUGAAUCUCGACAUGGUCGCCCUUGGCAACUUACGACAAGUCAACACCACGAUCCACCAACAAGUUGAUGCGGCUCUCUUUGAAUAUCGCCUUCUCCGAACUCACGCAGCCGAGACCCUCCAAGCACUGGACCUGGCCCAAUGCACGCACUACUUCUCGAUCCAACAGCUGUAUCACGAGUUCUGCCACCCGCGGUGCCGGACCUGCGCCAACUUCGGCCCCUACCUCUACCUUCCGAGCCUCUCCCGGGUGUGCUUUCCGUGCGUCCUGUGGCACGGCCGAUACCGCGUCGCCUCCCUGGAGGACGUCCUGCAGUUCUACCGGCUGCCCCUCGAAGACUGGUGCCAUCUCCCAGUCACCUACACCGCGUUUGACCUGCUGGGCAAGUCUCCGAUGUCGGAGCGGAUGCUCAUCGACAUCACGCAGGCCGAAGCCCUGCACAAGCAGCGCGGCAGGCCCCCACCGCCGCGCGAGAGCUCCACGUACCGGAGCUAUUACGGCUUGACCUUCCACUGCCGGCAGGCGUCCACGGUGGCCUUCCCCUACUGGGACCCGCACACCCGCGCGGCCGAGCCCGGGGCCUAUUGCCUGGGGUGCACCGAGUUCUGGGAGCGAUCUCGCCCGAAACGCCGCGGGGCCCCAAAAACCUGGGAUGAGUACUAUGCUUGGGGCCCCGGGGUCAAUUGGCGGGGCCGCGAGGCGGUCGAGCGCGCAUUUCGGGUCCCCGAGCUGCGGCAACACUUUCGGACGUGUCCGCAUGUUGUCCGGUGGCGGGUUGGACACGCAAAGGAGGUGGUGGCGCGGAGCCUCAGUAGUCAGGCUGCCGCUCACUACUGCACCACCCACCUCGGCGGUUCUUCGCUGGCUCCACCUCUCGAAAUAGCCUCGCAUAGCUGAAUUCACCUGUUGAGGAAUUAGCAUUGGAAGGCAUCUGCUGACUUGAUCUACUUGAUUCGAUCAACUUGGCCUUACUUAUAUCACAUUAUAUGAUAAACCCUGUUCAGAAAGUGUCAAAGUGCCCCCCUACAGCUUCCAAACAGCUGCUACAGACGCCUUCUCGCUGGAUUCGAUUUGCUCGGAGCAACUGUCUGACACGCUUCUCCUGCGCCGCAGGUCCAGGUCCCUAUCUAUUUAUCCCUACUAUCCCGUGCGGACUAUCGAGGUCCGAAAGAACAAUUACUGCUACCAGCACUAUGUCGACCCCCGGGCAAUGAUGAGUAUAAACCGAUGCGAUGGGAGGUGCCAGAAUUUGGACGAGGCUGCAAUGUAGUGUACUCGUGUUGGGGUCUUUGUUGUCGUGGGUUGAUCUCGUUUCCCUUGCUUGGCAGAGACACAGG